AUGGUGACAUUGAGGGUGGUGAUGUUCCAGCUGCUUCCUCAGGUGGUCUGCAGUACGUCUUUUCAAUGUUCUGUCAAUGAACCUCUUCAUAUCUCUCACAAAUAUUAUCAAUCAGGAGAUCUAAUAAUCGCUGGCAUUAUUUCCCAGAUCUAUAUGCUAUUCAACCCAAUGGAUUUUAAAAGGAACCCUGCUCUGGAAUUAAUUGAAGAACGUCUCCGUUUCAGUGCAAGAUGGACAUAUGUUGCCUCAAUGGAACUUCUUUCUACAUGGGGCCAAUUCAUCCCUAACUACAGAUGUGGCAUCCAGAGCAAUCCAGUAGCAGUGAUAGGGGGACCAAACUCAAAUGUCUGUCUCAACAUGGCAACCAUUCUGAGCAUCUACAAGAUUCCACAGUUCAUGUAUGGCUCGGCUCCAGUAAUAAACCAGGAAACCCAAGGAGUUUUCUUUCACCGGAUGCUCCCUGGAGGGUCCUAUCAGAGUAUGGCAAUUCUCCGGUUACUGCUGCAUUUUGGGUGGAUGUGGAUUGGGGUGAUUUCUCAGGAUGAAGACAAUGCGGAGAACUAUAUAGACAAUAUGUUUUUCACACUUUCCCAAAAUGGUAUCUGCUUUGGCUUCAUAGCGACAUUCCCCAGGUCAUCCUUUUCCAAUGACAUAUCUGAAAUGUGGACUGGGGGACUUGAAAUGUUCAAAGUUGCCAUGAAAAGUUCCGUUAAUGUUUUGGUCAUACACGGUGAAAUCCAGACCAUGAUGAUUUUGAGACUGUUGCUUAAGGUUUCAAAGUAUGAUGACAAAUUAGUCAACACAAAGAUAUGGGUUAUGACAGCGCAGAUGGAUUUCACAUCAUUUGCCUUUCAAGGAAGUUGGGAUAUUCACUUCAUUCAUGGUGCGCUAUCCUUGGCAAUUCACUCGAAGGACCCAUUAGGAUUCCAAAAAUUUCUUCAGCUCAGAAACCCAGUUUCCACAAAAGAAGAUGCUUUCAUCCAGGGUUUCUGGGAACAGGCAUUUAAUUGCUUCUUUGAUGAACCCACCAGAGAUGAGUUUGGUAAAAUCUGCACUGGACAGGAAAAGCUAGAGACUCUUUCUGGAUCCAUAUUUGAAAAGAGCAUGACUGGCCACAGUUACAGCAUCUACAAUGCCAUUUAUACUGUGGCACAUGCAUUACAAGCCAUGCAGUCUUCCAAAUUCCAAAAUGGAGCAACAGAGCAUAGAGGAAGACCAACAUUUCUGAAUCAGGAACUGUGGCAGCUCCACCACUUUCUAAGAAAUAUCACAUUUAACAAUGGCGCUGCAGAAGAAGUUUCUUUUGAUCAAAAUGGAGACAUAACAGCUGGAUUUGAUAUCAUAAACUGGAUCACAUUCCCAAACCAGUCCUUUCUUAGGGUAAAAAUUGGAAGGAUAGACCCGAAGGUUCCUCCAGAUAAAAUGUUCACCAUCUAUGAAGAUGCCAUUGCUUGGCCCAGCUGGUUUAACCAGACACAACCACUUUCUCUAUGCAAUGCCAAUUGGCAUUCAGGUUAUAGAAGAACAAGGAAGGAAGGAAAGCCAUUUUGUUGCUAUGAUUGCCUCCCAUGCCCACCAGGGAAGAUAUCACACCAAGAAGACAUGAAUGAGUGUAUUCAAUGCCCAGAAGGUCAGUAUACAAAUGAAGACCAGAAUUCAUGCCUUCCAAAACAUGUAAGCUUCUUGUCCUAUGAAGAGCCUUUGGGGGCCAGUUUGGCUAUUUGUGCUCUUUCUCUUUCUUUUGUCACAGUUUGGGUACUUGGAACGUUCAUUAAGCACAAGGACACUCCCAUAGUCAAAGCCAACAAUGAAAAUCUCACCUUCAUUCUUCUUCUCUCCCUCCUGUUCUCCUUUCUUUGUGUGUUCCUUUUCAUUGGGCAACCUCAUAAAGUGACAUGUCUCUUGCGUCAAAUAGCUUUUGGCAUCAUCUUUUCGGUGGCUGUUUCUUCCGUGCUGGCCAAAACCAUCAUUGUGGUUCUAGCAUUCAUGGCCACAAAGCCGGGAUCCAGAAUGAGAAAAUGGGUGGGGAAAAGGCUGGCCAGCUCCAUCAUGAUUGCCUGCGUCCUCAUUCAAGCCACGAUUUGUAUUGUGUGGUUAGCAACCUCUCCUCCAUUCCCAGAUUUUGAUAUGCACUUGCUGACCAAAGAAAUCAUAUUGGAAUGCAAUGAAGGCUCUCUCACAAUGUUGUACUGCAUCUUGAGCUUUCUAGGCUUCCUGGCCAUGCUUAGCUUCCUUGUGGCUUUCUUAGCCAGGAGGUUACCCGGCAGCUUCAAUGAAGCCAAGUUCAUCACCUUCAGCAUGCUGGUCUUUUGCAGUGUUUGGGCGUCCUUUAUUCCAACCUAUUUCAGCACAAGAGGAAAGUACCUGGUGGCUGUGGAAAUAUUUUCUAUCUUGGCUUCCAGUGCUGGGAUUCUGUGUUGCAUCUUUUCUCCCAAAUGCUACAUUAUUGUGCUCAGGCCUGAUCUGAACAAAAGAGAGCAGCUAAUAAAGAGGAAAAAAUAA
Eublepharis macularius is the source of this 2502-nucleotide messenger RNA. RefSeq names its product vomeronasal type-2 receptor 26-like. Lineage: Eukaryota; Metazoa; Chordata; Lepidosauria; Squamata; Eublepharidae. The transcript is spliced from 6 exons. Bases 1 to 2502 code for a protein of 833 amino acids. The record is from RefSeq and is a predicted model, not a curated record. Gene Ontology annotation, cellular component: membrane. Gene Ontology annotation, biological process: G protein-coupled receptor signaling pathway. Gene Ontology annotation, molecular function: G protein-coupled receptor activity.